Cajanus cajan (pigeon pea) is the source of this 1183-nucleotide messenger RNA. Its product is annotated as putative mediator of RNA polymerase II transcription subunit 19b. Gene Ontology annotation, biological process: positive regulation of transcription by RNA polymerase II. Gene Ontology annotation, cellular component: mediator complex. Gene Ontology annotation, molecular function: transcription factor binding; transcription coregulator activity. NCBI's taxonomy places the organism in Eukaryota, Viridiplantae, Streptophyta, Magnoliopsida, Fabales, Fabaceae. The record is from RefSeq and is a predicted model, not a curated record.
CGAGGUUCGCCCAUUUAUGAGAACCGGUACAAUUCAUUUCAUCUUAUUCGGCGGUUUCUGAUUUCUCAAUCGAAGGUUGUCUUUACCUUUUUAACACUCCAAAAAGAGAUACAAAAUGAAAUAUUGGGAAAUUUAUGUGCAUUUCCAGAUCAAAAUCCCAUUUUUGCUCAAAUUUUGCAAUCAAUAACCUUGCACAAUCUCAUUCCCCACCUCUGCUUUGUUCUUAGUUGUUCAGUUUUCAGGCAGUAACUUCCGGCGGGUGGUGGAUGUAUUUGUUAAUUGGUAGAUGCAUCUUGUGAGGUCAUCUGAAAGAUGGAUCUUGAGAACAAAAAUUUUGGAAGGGGCGACAAAGAACUUGGAGGUACUCGUGAUAUCAUAAAUCAAUAUAGGCUUUUGCCAUACUAUGAGUUCUUCUGCAAGAGGUCACUUCCGAAGUCAAUUCAAGAGACACAUUAUCUUCACAAUGUGGUGGGUAACACAAAAAUCAGGAAGGGAGAAGGAAUGGAGCUGGAUCAGCUCUGUAAGAACACUGACACAAGCGAGAAAAAAGCUGCCUUAUGUCCUUUUGACUUGGAUGUACUAACUGAAGCCUUCCAUAUGAGGGAAAUGAAUCCAGUCCACCUUUCUUCUAAGGGGCUUCCAAAUGCAGUGACCAUGUUAGAGAACCAGUCUAGAGAUCAUGAGAGGAAGAAUAAAAAGAUCAAAGACAAGUGUGAAAAGUAUAGGAAGCAGAAACGCAGACAACAUCGAGUAAAUGAUGGAAGUUGUAUAGAAAACAUCAGAAUUAGACCCCAUGAUCCUCGUAUCUUGCAAUUGAAAAAUCAACAAGACAAGAAAAGGAAGGCAGAUACAAGCAAUGGUCCUUCUGUUUGCAAGCGAUGAAAUACAGAAUGAGACGCAGAAUUUUAUUUUUCUCUCUCUGGAAAUAUGUGAUCAAAUCAGAAGAUGACAGUGUUUUUGUCAUAUCUAACAUUUUGCUGUUCUCUUCUACCCUUAAUCUCUCAUUACAUGUUUUGAUUUCUAUUUGGCUCGUCUAGAUACUGAAUUUCUAUUGUAGAUGGGGUCAAGGCAUGGAUAAUCAAUUUUAAGCGGGAACAAAAGCAUUUCAUGUUCUACAGUUUGUUUAUUUAGAGCAUAUCAUUAAAUUGUAAUUAAAGCAUUAUCAUUUUCUAUUUGACUUUUA